AUGCGUUUCACUUACUUCAACGCUGUUGUUCUAUUUGCUUCACCGCUCCUCGGAAAAACUUUAAUGGGAUUGUGUUCCCCAACGACAGGCUUGUGUUAUAUAAAGGAGAAGAGUCACAAGCAAGGUUGGCAUUGCGAUACGCCAUGCCUUCCUCCAUUUCUUUGCGGAAUGCCUGGAAAGUCAAUCAAAGUGUGGUGCGGGUUUAUACCCUAA
Messenger RNA from Pyricularia grisea, 213 nucleotides. RefSeq lists its product as uncharacterized. The coding region runs from base 1 to 213 and encodes 70 amino acids. Lineage: Eukaryota; Fungi; Ascomycota; Sordariomycetes; Magnaporthales; Pyriculariaceae. The transcript has a single exon. The record is from RefSeq and is a predicted model, not a curated record.